AUUGGGACAGAUAUUCUGAAUAAAGGAGAGCAGUUUCAAGAAGCUUUACUCAAAGAACGUAUUGCAAAAGCAGAAGCUGCCGUAUGGGCUAAGGCAGAUGAACGCCAAAGAGAAGCAGUGAAGAAAGCCCUUGAAGAAGCAAAUGACAUGCACAAAAUGAAAAUCCAGAUUCUGAAAGAGGAACAUCAAAAAGAUUUACAGGAAAUGGUAUCUAAGACCAAGAUGGAGUUGCAUCAAAACAUGGAGCAAGAACUGCAGCGAGAACGCCUGGCUGCCGAGCAACACAUGGUCCGCAGGAUCCAGAGGAUCAUGAUGGAGUGCCACCAGGAGAAAAUCAAGGCUGUGGAGGAAGCCCGGGCCCAGGAGAGGCACAUAGCCCAGGAGGAGAUCCAGGCCCAGAGAAGAAAGGCCAUGGAGGAACUUUUGAGAGCUGGUGUCACAGUUAUGAAGGAUCAAGAGAACAGUGUGAGCCAACUGAUAAAGGAAAAAGAACAUAAAAUGAGCGUCUACUAUUUCAUGGCUCAGAAACAGAAGCAAGAAGAAGUUCAGAAAGUGCUUCAAGAAGCGGAGAAAACACAUCAGGCCACGCUUAGAAAUGUGAUGGACAAACUGCUUAACACUCAGCGGGAGCUGCUGUCUAUGGCGAAGCAACUGGAAAUCAUGACAAAUUGGAAAGAUUUCCUGGAGGAGGAGUUACAGGAAACCAGGGUAGCGUUUCAAAAAUACAUCAAUUAUACGUUUCCGCAGCUCUCACCGGGACAUGCAGAUUUUAUUCUGCCAGAAAGAAAGAAAAUGCCUUCCGGUCUUAUUACUCUGGAGAGCCAAGCAACUCUUGAUUAGAAGUCUUCAUCUGAAAUGGCACUACAAAAGACAUUGUUCUAAAGACUAAAUAAAUCCACUCAAAAACCAUUUAUUGAUCCCCGGUUAUGUGCAGCGGACUAGUGAGCUGUGAGCAUUUUGAUGGAAAACCAAAAUAUGCAAAAGCACAUUCCAGGCUACGAUGAGGUUCCAAGUCUGAUGGAGGAGAGAUAACAGUGAGAGGGGUCAAAACUGACUAGGAGGGAAAAAGAUUUCUUGGAAGAAGUCUAAACAUACUUCUGUAUCUGGCUUUACUCACGUUUACAUCAGACAUUUAACUAUUUUAGUAUUUGUUGCAGUUAAAAAACAGU
This is a messenger RNA of Lagenorhynchus albirostris (white-beaked dolphin), 1169 nucleotides long. RefSeq lists its product as uncharacterized. The record is from RefSeq and is a predicted model, not a curated record. The transcript has a single exon. NCBI's taxonomy places the organism in Eukaryota, Metazoa, Chordata, Mammalia, Artiodactyla, Delphinidae. The annotation marks the transcript as partial.